AUGGAUACACAAUUAUUUAGACAAGUAUUUAAUAAUAGAUAUCUAUUCAGAUUAAUAGUGUCAGAGGUUCAGAAAGGUGGACUUGAAAAGGAUGACAAACCAUUCAUGUACUCUGCCUACUUGUACAAUUAUCGCAAACGAUAUGUAUACCUCAAACACGAUGAAAUCAAGGAUAUCGGGAGAAUGCUUGCAAAUAAUGGUCUUACCGGACUACUCCGGUACCAAUUAAAACGAGCGCUACAAGAACAACAAGAACACAUACGCAAAUAUGGAGGAGAUAUUGCUCAACCAAAAAGACUCACCUUUAAACCAAAUGAUCUAUUUUACAUUCAAUUGUUUAAACUAGAUGAUGAACAGUUUCAAAACUCUAUCAUUGACUAUGUAGGCUUGGAUAAGAUAUUCAGUCAAGAUACAUCAUUUCCAAUAUUAGUUGCAGUAUUACCAGAAACUCAUAAUAUUGCAAAAAGAUAUAUAAAUUAUCUAUCAUCACUUCCUCCUCCUCCUCGAUCGUCACGUAACACCAUUAAUACUAAAUGUGUUCAUAGUAUUGGACCACAAGAAGAAAAUUUGACAGAUCCUAAAUUUAGUAGAUUUCAAAGUAAGAUAUCUUCUAUUAUUAGAGAUGCUGCUAGAUUUAAUCAUUUCGAUAUCAUUUUUGGAUUGUUGGAUCGAUACAUUAAAUAUUUCCGAUUGGAUGAAAAUAUGUCUCAUGCAUGCUUGGAAUACAUUGUCAGAGGUGGUGGCAAGCCCGAUCUGAUUGACAAGUGGAUAACAGACACUAAUCGUCCUUUAUCCAAUUUUGAAAGAGUGUAUAUGCUUAAAAUGACUGCUCACAUUGGAGCAAUUGAAGCGGCAACCUACUUUUUAGAUAAAUGUCCAACCACCUCUCUACCACAACACUAUAUCGACCUCUUUACAGCAACCUUGAUAGAAUCAAUGAAAUCUCUUCAAUCAGAUUAUCAAAUGUACAUUUUAGAUUAUAUCUUUAAAAAUCAUCCAUCUAUAUUACCAACCAUUACAACUAUUCCUGGUUUAUUUAGUCAUUCAAAUGAAUAG
Messenger RNA from Cavenderia fasciculata, 1056 nucleotides. RefSeq lists its product as uncharacterized. The record is from RefSeq and is a predicted model, not a curated record. The transcript has a single exon. Lineage: Eukaryota; Evosea; Eumycetozoa; Acytosteliales; Cavenderiaceae. The coding region runs from base 1 to 1056 and encodes 351 amino acids.